AUUUACCCCAAACCGCCUAGUUAAUUUUGAGUUCACUCUCAAUUUCUCAACUUCGUGAGCUGUGCGUUACAUGUAUAUAUAUAUAGCUUCUCCCAGUUUCUGCCAGCCAAACAUACCCACUUCAAAAGCUCUUUCAUUAACUCAUAAAGACCAAUAGAACAAAAAGGAAAAGAGAUCUUCUAAAAGUGCAUACACUUUGUCAUUUUUUGCUGCCAUUUCUUUUCAUUUUAGUUGUUGCUAUCUUCUACUAUUAAAACACAGUUGCAACCAUGCAAGAAAAGUCGAAAAUGCAGAAGAAGAGAUCAGUGGUUGGUCGUAGAGCUUGGAACCUUCUCCGCCUGACCUUGUUAUUAUGGGCAAGAAAAGGUGGCAUUUUCAAGAACAAGCUCCUAAUUGAACUCCGUUUGCUUCCAAAAUAUAUCAAAAGUCUCGGCCAUACCAACAACUACGGUGGUGCAUUACAUUAUCAUUAUGGGGAGCGUGAGUUUUCCUUUGAUGACACCCCUAUCAUUCAUGUCAAGAUGCAUCGCCCUGCUUCCUUGCGUUUCAAGAUACCAAAUAUCCCUUGCAUCAAACCUCAAGUUGAUGUUCCUAGGAAAAGUUUCUUGAACUGGGAGGAUGGUGAUAAUGAAGAGGAUGCAUAUGCAAGCUGCGAGGUCUCUGAGGAGAUUAGUUGUCCCGGUGAUGAAGCUAUUGAUAUGAAGGCUGAGGAAUUUAUUGCCAAGUUUUAUGAACAAAUAAAGCUGCAAAGACAAAUAUAAUCAUAUUUAGAAUACCACGAGAAGACGCUCGCUAACUAAAGGUGCAAAUUGACAUAGACUUGCAGGCGCUUUCCGCUCACCAAUUUUCAUUCUUUUUGGAUGUCAUAUUCAUGUUUCAAUUCCAUACUGGCUAGUAGUAUUCUUUCUGUAUAAGAUGCGUUACGUUGCGGAUUAUUUUGUAUAUAGAAGAGGUCUUCAGUA
This is a messenger RNA of Nicotiana tabacum (common tobacco), 962 nucleotides long. RefSeq lists its product as uncharacterized. NCBI's taxonomy places the organism in Eukaryota, Viridiplantae, Streptophyta, Magnoliopsida, Solanales, Solanaceae. The record is from RefSeq and is a predicted model, not a curated record.